AUGAAAAUCAAGGAACUGAAGAUGAAACUUUCUAAAGUUAGGGACUUCCGUAAAAUGAGUGUUGGGCUUGAGCAAUACAUGACGCCCCCAGAUAUAGCUGCAUCGAUGGUCAGUGUUGCUCACCACACAUAUGACGACAUUGAGGGAAAGUCCAUUUUGGAUCUAUGCUGUGGAACAGGGAUGCUGUCUUUUGCAUGUGGAUACUUUUCUCCCUCGUAUAUUCUUGGAGUUGAUUUGUGUCCAGAGGCUCUGGAGAUGUUCAGGCUAAAUAACUAUGAAUUUGGAAUCAACAUAGAUCUUCUGAGGUGUUCCAUUGACGAUCUUACUUUCAUCGAAGGUAGAUUUAAUACUGCGAUGAUCAAUCCUCCAUUUGGCACAAAGAUAAAGCAUGCAGACAUAAAGGCCGUUGACAAGGCUCUUGAGCUCUGCAACGUGGUGUAUUCCCUCCACAAAACAAGUACCAGGAAAUACAUAACUGCAAGAUAUCCAAAUGUAAAAGUUCUGGCAGAGAUAAAAUAUGAGCUUCCAAGGAAGCACGACUUUCACAAGAAGGACAAAAAGACCAUCAAUGUCGACUUCAUUCGAAUCCAAAGGCAUUGA
This is a messenger RNA of Encephalitozoon hellem ATCC 50504, 600 nucleotides long. Its product is annotated as putative RNA methylase. The transcript has a single exon. The record is from RefSeq and is a predicted model, not a curated record. Gene Ontology annotation, molecular function: transferase activity. The coding region runs from base 1 to 600 and encodes 199 amino acids. NCBI's taxonomy places the organism in Eukaryota, Fungi, Microsporidia, Unikaryonidae.